AUGAAGGUUACACUUUCGACCAUCCUGCUGGUCGGCACGGCUUCUUUGGCCCUUGCCCACCCAGAACCAGAAGCCAAGAAGGCCAAGGCUGCCUUCACCCGCUGCGGUGUCCCCGGUCUCUCCUGCGGCAAGCGUGACGCAGACCCGAACCCAGAGGCCCUCGCAUAUGCCAAGAAAGCGAAGGGUGUCCUUACCCGCUGCGGUGUCCCUGGCAUCUCUUGCGGAAAGCGAGAGGCUGAGGCUGCGGCUCUCUUCCGAUGCACUGCACCAGGUAUCGCCUGCGGCAAGCGAGAGGCCGAUGCUUUCCUGAUCCCAGGUGUCUCCAGCAAGCGUGAGGCUGAGGCUGUCGCUGAGGCCAAAAAGGCCAAGGGUGUCCUCACCCGCUGCGGUGUCCCAGGUAUCUCUUGCGGCAAGCGUGACGCCGAGGCUGGUCAAGCCGGUUUCUGCGGUCUUCCCGGAGAAGCUUGCUCUCGCGCCAAGCGCUCCGCUCUCGCCAUUGCGGACGCUUUCGCUGAGGCAGACCCAGACCAGUCUGGUCUCUGCGGUGUCGACGGCCAGGCUUGCGCCAAGGCCCGCCGCUCCAUCAACGAGGUCGGUAUCGCCGCUGAGCACGUCUACAACACCGUGAGCGCCGCCGAGAAGCGCUACGUCAGCUACCACACCUACGACGAGAAGACCAAGCGAUGGGAGCCACCGAGCUGUGGUGUCCGUGGCUUCUCUUGCGCCAAGGCCCGCGACCAGCUCAUGUGGGAGCACAAGCGCUACGCUGAGGCGAAGAAGGCCAAGGGCGUCCUCACCAGAUGUGGUGUUCCCGGUAUCUCCUGCGGCAAGCGAGAGUUGGAGGAGGCCAGCAUUUUCGGCAGCCUUGAGCAGAGGGAGGCCAACGCCGACGCUGAGCCAGAGUACCAGUGCACCGCACCCGGUAUUGCUUGCUUCAAGCGUGAUGCUGAGGCGAAGAAAGCCAAGGCUGCCUUCACCCGCUGUGGUGUCCCCGGCUUGUCCUGCGGCCGUGACGCUGAGGCUGAGGCUGAGGCUGACCCAAAGAAGAAGUCAAAGAAGGCCAAGGCUGCUUUCACUCGCUGUGGUGUGCCCGGUCUGUCCUGCGGUAAGCGGGAUGCUGAUGCUGAGGCUCUGCCAUUGGCAAAGAAGGCGAAGGCCGCUUUCACCCGCUGUGGUGUCCCUGGCUUGUCCUGCGGCCGUGAUGCUGAGGCUGAGGCUGACCCAAAGAAGAAGUCAAAGAAGGCCAAGGCUGCUUUCACUCGCUGUGGUGUGCCCGGUCUCUCCUGCGGUAAGCGGGAUGUUUUCCGCUGCACUGCACCAGGCAUUGCUUGCGGAAGGAAGCGUGACGCCGAGGCUCUAGCUGAGGCUGACCCAAAGAAGGCCAAGGCUGCCUUCACUCGCUGCGGUGUGCCCGGUCUUUCCUGCGGCAAACGGGAGGCUGAGGCUGAGGCCAAGAAGGCUAAGGCUGCCUUCACCCGCUGUGGUGUUCCCGGUCUCUCCUGCGGCAAGCGAGACCUCGAGACGGAGCUUGCUCUUGAGUCGCGCUGUGGUGUCCGUGGCUACUCUUGCCCACUUGCCCGCGAGGCCAAGAAGGCCAAGGGUGUUCUCACCCGUUGCGGUGUCCCAGGUCUCUCCUGUGGCAAGCGGGACGACCUCGAGGAUACUGAGAUCGAGGCCAGAGAUGCCGAGGCCGAAGCCGAGCCAAAGGUUCUCCCCAAGAAGUUCAUCGUCCGCAAGGUUCCAAAGAAGGUCAGGGUCUCCAAGGGCGGUAUCCUCUACCGCUGCGGUGUCCCAGGUCUGUCUUGCGGAAAGCGCGACGUCGAGGCUGACGGCUUCGAGCCUGUUGCUGAGGUCAUCGACGAGGAGGAGAUUGAGGAUGUUGAGGCCAGAGACGCUGAGCCAAAGAAGGGCGGUCUCCUGUACCGCUGUGGUGUCCCUGGUCUGUCCUGCGGAAAGCGAGACCUCGAGGCUGACGGCUGGGAGGCAAUCACCGAGGACGACAUCGUUGGCGUCGCGGAGCGUGACGCCGAGGCAAAGAAGGCCAAGGGCGUCCUCACCCGCUGUGGUGUCCCUGGUAUCUCCUGCGGAAAGCGAGAGGCUGAGGCAGAGGCUGAGGCAGAGGCAGAGGCAAGAAAGAAGUCAAAGAAGGCCAAGGCUGCCUUCACCCGCUGUGGUGUCCCCGGUCUCUCCUGCGGAAAGCGAGAGGCUGAGGCAGACGCAAAGAAGGCCAAGGCUGCCUUCACCCGCUGUGGUGUCCCUGGUCUCUCCUGUGGCCGCGACGCAGAGCCCGAGGCAAAGAAGAAGUCAAAGAAGGCCAAGGCUGCAUUUACCCGCUGCGGUGUCCCCGGUCUUUCCUGCGGUCGCGACGUUGAGGCAGAGCACACUCUGCGCCUAGCCAUGGCCCGCGACGAGGAGGACUCCGGCCUUGAGUCAGGUGUCGAGGACCUCGCCAAGCGCUGCGGUAUCGCCGGCAUGUCCUGCACCCGCAACAUCGACGACGAGUUCCACAUCGACUCCAACGACGACCAGAACGGUUUCUGCGGUGUCAACGGUGAGGACUGCGCCACCACUCUCCGCCGUAACGCCGAGCCAAAGAAGGCCAAGGGUGUCUUUACCCGCUGCGGCGUUCCAGGUCUCAGCUGUGGCCGUGACGCCGAGGCUGGUGCUCUCAACGAGGAGGAUGUUGCUGCCGCCAUCACCGAGGCCAGCCCAGACUACUUCGAGGAUGAGUGCCACAAGCAGGGCGGUGAGUGCCACGCUAUCGCCAAGGCUCACCGCCUGUUCAUGGAGGCCAAGCGUGAGGCUGAGGAUGCUCUCGCCGAGGGCACCAACCUCGUUGCCCGCGCUGCUUUCUGCGACACUCACGACUGCACUUACGCCACCCGCCGAUGGAUCGAGGAGGCGGCCGAGCAGGCUGACGAUGCUUUCGAUGAGUACGAGGACUGCCACGCUGAGGACGGUGACUGCACUGUCGUUAAGCGUGCUCUUGACGAGCUUGAGGAGACGCUUGAGGCUGCCGUCAAGGCGCUCUAA
Fulvia fulva is the source of this 3033-nucleotide messenger RNA. RefSeq lists its product as uncharacterized. Bases 1 to 3033 code for a protein of 1010 amino acids. The transcript has a single exon. The record is from RefSeq and is a predicted model, not a curated record. Lineage: Eukaryota; Fungi; Ascomycota; Dothideomycetes; Mycosphaerellales; Mycosphaerellaceae.